UUGUGGCUUCUUGUUGGAGCCCAGCCGAAAACCGGGCGAUACGACGUUCUUUCUAUUCGGUAGUGGACAGGUGCACGGUUAUCGAUACAUAAGGGCACGCGUGAUCGAGUGUUAUCCUGCAGUGAGAUUGAUCAAAUCAACGAUCAAAAAGAGGUAGAUUGAGGUUUUUCUGAAGCGCUAUCCUCCUACGGACAGAACUCGUUCGAGAUCUUGAUCAUCGAUUCGACCGGGUGUUGUUUGCGAAGAUCAUUUGAAGCUUACAGUUUAAGUACGGAACGAAGAAAGGUUAAAGAUGGAUGCCUUUAAAUUUCAUCAAGUAGAUAAGCUACUCCUAUUGCAGGGUUUGAAGAUAGCAACGUGAUCUCUUUCUCUCGCUCUCCAGAGAUCCAUAGUCAAUCAUAGCCCUGACUUCCUUAAAAGUGUGCCAUUCAAGAGAAGUCAACUAAUAUAUCAUCUGUGUUGUGUGUGAAUAUUACCGAGUGCACUUAUGAAACACUAUCGACAGCGUAGGACAUAUCCGAAAGCAGACGCGUCAACAUCAAUCAAUCAGUCUAGUAGCGAUUGAUUCCCUAGACGAUCUUUCACUACAAAACAUGCAUUUACGCGCGACAAGGGACUUCUGCUUCGGAAGCACCUGUCCGCAGGCUGAAACAGUGUGAGGUUCUGCCCGGGCAGAUUGCAACACCGCGUGGGCGCCGAUCAAUCAAAUCUACCAACAACGAUCAACACCACCAGCCGCCUUGUAACACGAUCGACCCGUUCGUACACUGUCGCUUGGCGACCGAUCGAAAAACGAAAAUUCAACGCUACAGAGCACUCACGCUUGUGUCUGGCGACGGUUUUUGGUGCAGUUGCAUGUACUCGUAUGCCACUCGGACGCACGGUGUGUGCCAGUGUGUGUUUGUGUGUCUGUAUGCGGUGCUGUGUGUAGUGGGCCAUUCGCUUUGCCUCACCCGAGCGAAACGGGCAACACCGGGAACAUUCAGACGUGGUCGUGGUCACACGCAGCUCGUCACCGCAGCUUCAAGCAAAGCAUCCGCAACAAGCGCCGCCACUGUUGAAGCCGGUGAAAUUAUGGGACUGCUGAUUAACGUGAAAGCGCUCACCUUGCUGCUGCUGCUCCAGAUACCCGCAAUAUCUGCGGUCAGUUGGGAGGAAUGGUGGACGUACGAUGGCAUUUCGGGUCCGGCCUUCUGGGGACUUAUCAACCCGGAAUGGUCACUCUGCAACAAAGGACGCCGACAGUCUCCGGUCAACCUGGAACCUCAGCGAUUACUGUUCGAUCCAAAUCUACGCAUUCUACACAUAGACAAGCAUCGGAUAAGCGGCACGAUCGCCAACACAGGACACAGCGUUAUCUUCACCGCAGACAACGAGACGUCGUCGGCGUACGGUACGCCACAAAUACCGGUGAACCUGACCGGUGGUCCACUCUCGUAUCGAUAUCGCUUUCACGAGAUACACGUACACUACGGACUGCAUGAUCAGUUCGGUUCGGAGCAUAGCGUAGAAGGCUACACGUUCCCGGCCGAGAUCCAAAUCUUCGGCUACAACUCCCAACUGUACGCUAACUUUAGUGACGCACUCUACCGUGCGCAAGGUAUCGUGGGCGUCGCGAUACUGCUGCAGCUCGGUGACCUCUCCAAUCCCGAGCUACGCAUGCUAACGGAUCAGCUCGAAAGGAUCCGGUACGGUGGCGAUGAGGCACCGGUACGUAGAAUAUCUGUGCGCGAUCUGCUACCCGACACGGAACACUACAUGACGUACGAGGGUUCAACAACGGCACCCGCCUGCUACGAAACCGUCACCUGGAUCGUCAUGAACAAACCCAUCUACAUCACCAAACAACAGCUGCACGCACUGCGAAGGCUAAUGCAGGGUGGUCCAGACCAUCCGAAGGCACCGUUAGGUAACAACUUCCGGCCGCCGCAGCCCCUACUUCAUCGUCCCGUGCGGACGAACAUUGACUUUCGAAACAAACAGGAAAAGGGGGGAAAAAUAUGUGCAACUAUGUACAAGGACGUUCACUAUAAAGCUAAUAGCUGGAAACACAACUGAACGGAGGAAGCGCAACCAGGAGCAUUCGGAACACGAGCCGGACGAGCUCGAUGAUAAUAGCUUAAUCGUGUUCGAACCGUGAAACUGAACCAUGCAAGGUGCAGCAAUGUGGCAGGUUCCCAGGUGCUGCUGACGCUGCUGUUGUGAUUGAUUCCAUGUCCCCUGCUGCUGCUGCUGCUACUGCUGCUGCUAUUGCUGCUACUACUGCUGUAACAGACACCUUUGGAACGGCUGUGCCCUGCAUGAGCGCGUAUGUGUGUGUGCGUGUGCGUGUGAGUGUGUGUUUAUAUAUGGAUGUGUAUACGGAAUCCGGCCGGCGAGAAGGCAAACAAAAUAUCAUUAGAUAACACUAAUUAAGAGGUUAAAGCUUAUAGGCGACUGUAUCGUGAGGACAGCGCGUACCAGGUGUGUACUGAGUAUGAGUAAGUACACUGUAACCAUAACUAGAUAUCCAUUGGUUUAGCUUUAGUUUUGGGCGGGCGGAAUAGUUUAUCGAGGCGAAUGAGCUGUUACGUGUGUGUGUGCAUUCCCCUCCCCACUGUCAAUAUGACACUGACAGGUGGAAAUAAGUAAUCGAAUGCGUAGGAUGUCUAGGAAGGAGUCUAGUGCACUUGUUUGGUAGACACACGACGAGGCGUCCAGCACAGACGUAAAAGAACCCAUCCCGGCCUCACUCACCUCGGCACUGUUCCUAAUCACUCUCGCCCAGCUAUUCGUUCAGAGGCCCUAUCAGUCUACUUUACAACAGUUUUGAAAUUCCUUCAUUCCUUCCGGCACCCAAUAUUGAGGCCGAAGGCUCCAAAGUUCCAAGGUUCCAAGGAUGGUGAUGGUUUUCAACACGCUGAGUGACGUUUCGUUCGCCGUUUCCCGCUGUACACAUCACCUUUUUUUCUUUCCCCCGACUGAAAUUAAUGUUUUAUUGUCUGCUGUCCGGAAGUUCGGACGUACAAGUGGUAACGUUAACGUCGGUACUCUCUAAUGGGCAAUUCAUCGCGAAAGUCAUCCCAUUUUGUGGAACCCUGGUGAACAAGUUCAUCAGCGUCGUUUCGCGAUCCCGCUCGCCGUUUUGAUGCGCGUGGUGUUGCACCGGCAGUAGUAAACGUUUGCAAAACCAUCGCGUACACCACACUGUGGUGCAUCAUUACCAGUGCCAAAAGCCAAAUCACCACCACCACCACUGAGCACACACACACACAAACCGCUGACGUGCGGGGAAAGUCUAUUUCUUGGUGCGCUUUGUGUGCGAUGUUGAAUCACUCAAACGGUAAGUGAAUCGUUUUUGGCAGUAGUCGUUCACCGGUUGGAUGCAACUGGUUAGCAUUGGUGGAACGGUGUGUUGUGUUGAACAUCCAACACCACCACCACCGUACCGCUCGCGUUCGCAAGCGCCAGAAUUCCGGACACGUUGUCCGGAGAACGCCUUCGGAAAUGUACGAUAAACUAGAACUGAUAACAAAACUAACGGACGUUACGGUGUCGUGUGCAAGUGGAUGGAAGAACGCCACACAUACAGAUACACCCGCAAAGGGGAAGGACGGGCUCUAGUUGCUGCUCAGCAAAAGAUGCACACGGGCACACACACACCUUUCUCCACAGGACGACGUCCACUGGACGUUCGGGGUGGACGACGCGUCAACUAGCGAGUAGGUCAUCCACGUGACAAACAUUCGGGCAGGAAGUGGACUACCCGACGAACAGUGAAACGAAACCAAAGUGAACACAAACUACAUUACCCUCACUCUCUCUCUCUCUAUCACUCUCUCCCUCUUCUUCCUUCCACUACCAGACCUACACACCAGACAUACUAGUAACCGUGGCGGAACAACAACAACAUGGCCGCAAUGAAAAGUGGACGCCCCGGAGAACUGAAACUCUAUUAAAAGUUUCGAAUAAUUUGUAAAUAAUAUUAAUACAAGCUUCACCAGGUUGAGUUGAAGAAGGGAAACCCGAAGAACAGAGGAAAGGCGCUACUGAUAGCCACCUAGUAGCGGUGUGUGUGUGUGGGUUCGUUUUUUUUUUGUAUAACUCUUUCCACUUGCACGUUUUAUGCCAUUCUACCACUGUUGCGGCUACUGCUGCUACGGCUCCCUUCUGCACGUACAUCCUUGCAGGUGUAUCGGUAUAUACGAGGCAACAGGCGACAUGCAAGGUGCCGCGUUUCUAGCUACUCGCUACUAAAUUUUAAAGCUGCCAAGAGUUGACUAUAAACAUUAAAAAUAAAUUAAAAUCGGAAGAGGAAUAAUGGCGGAGGACUAGCUAAGGGAGGGCGCAAUAUUGCCCACGGUGGUAGAAUACCGAGUGUUGCAAGACGCGCUGUGCGGAGAAAGCGGAGACCGACAAGAUGGUUUAAUAAAUUGUGUAAGCGGAAAAACUAGCAACAAAUAGACGAACCGCUUUCUGGAGAUGGAGGUCUGCUGUAACGCUGUACCUGUAGCAGUUGCCUCCGAAACCUCCUAUCCAGGAGGAAUUUCUUGGCGAGCAGUAGCUGGGGAGGGUUAUAUAUUUAUACUCCUUUUUUUUUUCGUUGUUGUUGCCACUCUCACACUAUUUGUAUUUGAGUCGCACACAACAUCGUUAGCGAAACUCUGGCACCAGCAACACCUUCGCCCUGUGCACGCCCAUAGGUACGGGAAGGUGUGCCACGCGAGAUGCAUGUUUAAAGUAAUAUUCUUUUUUGGCAUCGUGCGGAUACUAGGAAACGUCUGGCGGUGGAGUGCAUGUGCCGGGAAGGAGGGGGUUCGGUAGAAACUUGUUACACCCAAAGUUCAUCCAUCUUUGGUUUUUUUUUUUUUGUUGUGGCUGCUGGGAUGGAGAAGGCUUGCUCCUGAUUGUUGGAAUGAUGUGUUUUUAUUUACUCUCUUUUCGGUCCCCUUUUUGGUCCCAAGUCGGUCCGAGUGGUGUGACGAUUCUUUGAAAUGAACUACCAGAAAUAAAAACGAGGUAAAGGAUCUACGGAAUAUGAUUAUGAUGCUUUUUGCCAUAGUGUGAUGCUGCUAAACUGCCGCCAGGAGUCUCUCGCGAGGGUGCUUCUUCUUUUGAUUAAUUGUACUACCGACUGACGCCUAAAGUUAUGGCAGCCCGUCAUCAUCAUCGUUACGCUAGACAGGCAUACGGGGAAUAUGCGUACGAGAUUUCGCUCCUGAAGGUAGGUAAUGUAGUCUCGGUAAGCGGAGGGUCCCUGUGUCUGUGAUUCCUGCUAAGCCUUUUUUUUCCUGCCUAACCUUCGAACCCGAAAAUAAAGUUAUGGCAGGUACACCCGAAGAGUGAUAAUUGACUCACUCAAAAUAACUUCAACUCCAGCAUUUUUUGUUUUUGAUUUUCUGUUUUGCAAAUGGCUUUCAUUUUAAACUCACACAUACUCAUACACAAAAGGCGAGACUAUCUCUAGGGAAGUAUAGUACGAUCGAAGAAUGAAAUCCGGUGGCAGACAACGACCCAAUCCCAACCCAUCCAAUUCUUCCCGCCACACGCUGGACCCAUUAAUCAUGACCCCAUGACACGUUUGCUUUCGGUCGUACCGGUGUGCUGCAACACCUUUGCCCGGUAAGGCGCACAGCGCUGCAACGGUACUGCACACUAGCAACGUAAGCUGUGUAAACAGAGUUAAUGAAUUUCAAUCAGACCGGGAGGUUUCGUUCAUUCACGAAUUGUUUCAGCACGGUUCACUCAGGUACUUGCCCGUUACAAUAGCUCUCGUAACCCCUUCCUGAGUAUUGCUUCACGUCUCGGCACCGCUCAGCAGGUUUAGUGUGGACACAGGUUUACCUUCUUCUUCUUCUUCUUCUUUACAUGGAUUUUAUUAUUCAUCCUCGUUCGGGUAGUUCGUUUGAAGCACAAGACUUACAAAAAACAAAAAUGGACGAUGAAAGGAAGUCAUCGUCAGUGGCAUCAAUCAACCAGUUCCAUCAGCUGUUCAGCGGUUGGAAAUACAAUCUACCGGCACAACUCAGUAUUGCUGCACCACACGCCUCAUGGAGAGCCCUACUCUACUCUUAGGGUAAAGUUAAGGUCAUCAUAUCUCAUCAAAACAAAACAAAACCGAUUAGCACCGUUAAAGUGAGGCUAUUCCACUCAUUGUACAACGGGAAGAAACACUUUUGUUGCUCGAGUUGCCUACCUUUAGGCGUUGUGCGUUUGUAAAUUAAUAUUUACGCCUAACGGUAUGCAAUCGGUGCUCUUCGUUAACUGGUUUUAUGUUUUUCAGCGUGUUUGAAGAAUGUACGCUUCAUUCGCGGUUUUGUGGUGUUGAAUUAAACCAAUAAAAAACUCAAAUCAAACGUCAAUCAUUAUAUGGCAGGCUUUAUCAUGCUUGCGUUCCGGGCACUCUCGCACUGAUUGCACACACACAUACGCACCCACUCAUACAUUCAUACACUCAUGCAUCAACAUCAGCCAGAUAGUGGAGCCAAGGAUGAACGUAAAUCUUAUGAAAAGAAUCCUGUAAUUGAGUGAUGUGUAAAAUAUAUAUAUAUAAACUAAAUGGCUACGCUAAUACUAUGGUCCUAGGCUUUGGACAUGACUUGAACAACAUUUCGAUCUAAUCGAGCAACUCAAUACGAAUGUUGCGUGCGUGUGCAUGUGUGAUUGUGUGCGUGCAUGGUUAUGUGUAUGCGUGCAAAUGAGUGUGAGUGUAUAUAUACAUAUAUACAUAUAGAAUCGUCAUAUCUCUGUGCGGAAUGCGUGCGGUGACCAAUAUGUAAGGGAACUAGACUAGAAAGUACAAUAAAACUGGAGCUAACUGUAAACAAAAGCAAGGACGCGAAAGAUAAACUCGAGACUAACUCCGUGUCGAUCCAAGUUGUAACGCGGUGUGCCGGCGCGAAUCAUAUUCCAUUACCUGGUACUACUACCACUACUACCACUACUAUUACUACUACUACUGCUACAACUUAUAUAUGGCGACGUUGAUGCAGUUCCGGCAAAGCAACUUACUGGCUACACUCUUACGCUUAGCAAACUGGUACACACUGACCAUGCCUCCACAAUCACGUUUCCGUUUUUUUUUUUUUUUAUAUUGUUUUGCUGUGUAUGUGAACGCAAACAAAAAUAAAAUGGCGCGAUUGACAGUAGGAUAGUUGUGGAUAUGCUUAUAUGCGCACGGUAAGCGUGUGAUAUAAACAUAAACAUAUGCACCGGACAUAUCUGCGUACAGGAAGAAAAAAAACUAAAGGGUCGGUUAGGAAGCGGCUAGGGAAAAUGGCAUAUUUUAAGCUAACAGCUAGCACAUCAGUUCAUCCGUACGAAAUGGCGCCACUUUGUUAAAACCACAGGUAUGGGCUAAUACGCAUUAAUCCCACGCGGCAGUCAAGGAUUGCAGGGGUUGCCCGGGAUGGCGGGAUGAAACGGUAAUCGAAAUGAGUGAGCUAUUUUUACGAACUGGUGAGCUAUUAUUUUCGGGUGACGCUCGGGGUGUCGUCGGGGGCAAACAUGGAUGCAGGGAGCAAUGAUAAUCCCUUUUCGGUUAUUAUGAGUGAAACAUAUCCCGGACAAACACGUUUGGAACUAGUUGGAAUAGUUGCUGUCAAUUUUCACCCACUGCUUAUGUGCGUGUGCGUGCGAGUUGGGGAAAAAAUUGAUUGAGAUUAUGUAAUGGUUAAAAAUUGCAACGCCUUGCUGUGUUUAGGGAUAUCAACAAUUACUCGAACAUGCAGUACACGACCCUGCAUCUAACUAAUCUCAUGCAUCUAGUGAGGAGAAGCGUAAGGAGAAUUAUACGAAAAAAAAUGGCUGCAAAAAGCAACCAAACUCAUUAACUUAUCCGUUGUAUUUGCGUUGGGUUGCGAAAACGGGAAUGAUGUAGUGCUUCUUGUUGGUGAGCUGCUACUGCAUGGGUUCGGAACGCAGAAGGAGCUUAACAAGAAAUUGUUGCGUUUUUUGUGCAUUGCACACUGUUGGGCGCUUUGUUAUUCGAUGUUGAGUACGUGCAAUCUGUGUGGUGAAAUUUCUGUUCAAGAGUUUCUAAAGAGAUUGUUCACUUUUGAUGGUUUUGUGAGUGCGCCUGAAAGUAUGCAAACACGAAGAUAAAGUUUCGUUUUAAGAUUAAAUUGAGAGUUGACUUUAAAUAAUUAUUUACUGAAUUUUUAUGUUGCUUGUGUGUUUAUGUGUGUUUAUGUUUAUGUUGUUAUCAAAUCUUUCAAAAAGUUUACGUUCAGGCGCACUAGGGAACUACUUAAGCUGUUUAGCAUGUUGCAGGGUUACCAAUGUGAAGUGUUGCAUCGAUCCAUCCCGUAAGAAAAGAAAUGAAAAUCACAAUCAAAUCACGAUAUCAAGUUACAUACCCAUUCCAUCAAGGCAAUGGAACUGUUUGGCUUGUAUGUUGCUUUUUGUUAUGUUUUUUUUUUUUUGAGGUUCCAUCUGCAAGGAUGGAACAAUUGUUAAUAGAAAAAAUCUUAAAAACAAACGCAAAGCUAAAAUAGAUAAUAACAAUUAUUCAAGAUGCCGCUUAGAACAACAACAAAAGCACAAAAACCAAAACGAAUAUAACAAAAAAAUAAAUCAGGAAAACAUCAGCAAAGAAAUGACCAAACUGAUUAGUGGGUGGCAUGUUUUGAUGGCUCGAAGCGUGCUCUCGACCACAAGUAUACACUCUGAUCAAACACAUCCACAUUGAUGAGCUCUUUCUGGCAGUCAGAUAACGUUGGAAAACAGAAUCAACAGGAUGAUGCAUGAAAUAAACAAUUAUAAAGCAUAAUACGCAUAAUGGAGUUAGCUCAAAAUGGACGAAGCGUCACCACUACCGCAAAACAAAAGAUAAAUAAAACAAACAAACUCUAAACUAACGUGUCAAUGGGAUAGGCAGAAAAACACUUACAAAAAAAUUAAAAAACAUCCAGACUCCCACUAUCCAGUAUUUAUAUCGAAGCGGAACAGCAGAGCAGAACAGAUAAACAAAAACCAAAAGCGUAAAACAAGUUGUUGUACACUUAUUUGAAAGCGAAACGAUAAUAUGGAGGAAAACUGUGGCCGGCAGCAGGUAGUUUGAACAAACAAAAUAAAAUACAAAAACCUGGAAGAAAGAAAUCAUUAGAGGAAUCUCGUGUGUCUCGUUGCUUGAUCGUCUGAGAGGUUGCGCCUCAUUCAGCCAACCAAGAAAAAAAUCACAAAGAAAAACAAAAAAGAAAACUAAACGAAAUAAAAAAAAUACACACAAUACGGCUGACAGGGAAAGCGCUACGAGACAGGCACACAAGAACAAAAAUGGAGCGAAAAAAAUAUAUAUGCUGGUAGGAAAACCCUACCCCUGGCAGCAGAAAGAUUUCUUCCAGUGUGACCGUUCAAGUGAGUGCUUUGCCACAUCAAGUUAAAGAAUAACAAACCAACAAACAAAAAACAGUAUGUAAAAUCAAAUAAAAAAAACUACCAAAAAGACAACCAACAAAAAAAAGAAAA
This is a messenger RNA of Anopheles stephensi (Asian malaria mosquito), 9447 nucleotides long. It is a transcript of the gene CARPB, whose product is annotated as carbonic anhydrase-related protein 10. The coding region runs from base 856 to 2058 and encodes 400 amino acids. The record is from RefSeq and is a predicted model, not a curated record. Lineage: Eukaryota; Metazoa; Arthropoda; Insecta; Diptera; Culicidae. The transcript has 8 exons. Gene Ontology annotation, molecular function: carbonate dehydratase activity; zinc ion binding.